AUGACAAAUCAAAACAUCAAUCCCAACGAUGUCAUGAUGUAGAGUAUGAUGAAAAUGUUUCAAUAGCAAAUGAUGUAAAUGAUGUAAACUCAAUCAUCUGGUAUUUGAUUUUUCUUAUGUUCUAGGUUUUGAUUUAGAAAAGUUUUAUCAUAACAAAGUAAAUGAUAUGAAUUAAUUCUAUAAUCAAUUGAAACCUGAAGAAUGUUAAUUACAAUAAUCAUCCUAAUUCAUCCAUAACUAUAAUCCAGCUAAAUAUUAAGAAGUAAGUAUUAGUAUUAAGUAGGAAACUAAUGUAAACACUAAUAGAUAACUUCAUUUUGAAGAUAUUUAAGUAUCUUAAAAUUACAAAAAUGAGUUUCAUGAUUAUACUUUGCCAGAUAAUGAACUCUUCAAUUAAUAUAAAAAUAAAUAAGAUCAAAAAUUAAGAUAAUAAAGAAUCAAUGAAUAGGGAGAUUAAAGAUAAACUAAGUAAUAAAUUCAAAAUUUUGAUUAAUCAGAUAAUGAAGAUAUAUACAAUAAAUAACAAAAAUAACAAUAAAAGAAAACACCCAUUUUUGAUGAUAUGCCAAUUAAAUAAGCUACUUUAGAUGAAUAAAUAAUUAGAUCUAAUUUUAAUAAAAAUAAUUUAUAUUAAUAAGAUGAAUAUGAUUUUAGAUAAUAAUCUAAUCAAUUUGAUGAAAUGCCAAUUAAACCUAUGAAAGGCAAUAAUUUUGAUGAUAUACCUAUUAGAACUAAGAAAUAAGAUGAUUUUAAUAAAUAAUUCUAAUUGGAAGAAACAUAAUGGCAAAAUUAAUAAAAUCAGAAAUAAUUUAAAUAAUUCGAAGAUUAACCUAAUAGGAAAACAAAUUAUUCUAAUCCAUUUGAUGAAGUUCCAAUCCCAUCAUAAAAGUAAAACUAAAAUAAUUUCGAUGAUAUCUUAAUAAAACCUGGAAAGAAAGGUUAUGAAGAUUAAGGCACAAAAACAAAAAAGAACUCUUUUGAUGAAGUUCCUAUUAAACCUACUAAAAAUCAGCCAUUUGAUGAUAUACCUAUUAAGACAUCAAAAGGAGGCUUUGAUGAUAUGCCUAUUAAAACAAAUAAAAAUUCAGCUUUUGACGAAAUGCCAAUUAAAACAAAUAAAAAUCAAACCUUUGAUGACAUUCCAAUUAAAACAUCAAAAGGAGGUUUUGAUGAUAUACCAAUUAAGACAAAUAAAAAUUAAGCCUUUGAUGAUAUACCAAUUAAGACAAAUAAAAAUUCAGCUUUUGAUGAAAUACCUAUUAAAAAUAAUAAAAACUCAGCCUUUGAUGAUAUGCCUAUUAAAAAUAAUAAAAACUCAGCUUUUGAUGAAAUGCUUAUAAAAAAUAAUAAAAACUCAGCCUUUGAUGAUAUGCCUAUUAAAAACAAUAAAAAUUCAGCCUUUGAUGAUAUGCCUUUUAAAAAUAAUAAAAAUCAAGAGUUAGAUGAAAUGCCUCCAAGAAAUAACUUUAAAAAACCUCUUGAAGAGGCUAAUUUUGAUGAUUAAGGUCGUGUUAAGAAGAAACCAUUUUUGAAAAAAGGGACAAGAUAAUUUUUAUCAAAUGCUUAGCAAAGAUCUGAUAUUGCUAAGAAGGAACAUGCUGAGAUAUUAAAAGAGAAUAAUGCUUAAGGGGCUCUUCCUGUAUAAAAUUAGACAAAUUAAACGAAACCUUAAAGAAUGUAAUAAUAAUAAAAGGUUGAAUUUAAGCAAGAAUAAAAAGAAGUAUAAUAAAGAUCAAAAAAAUAAGAAGUAAUAAAGGAAUAACCUAAAUAAUAACCAUUUAAGCAGUAAUAAUAGCAAUAAUAAUAAUAAUAAUAAUAAUAAUAAUAAUAAUAAUAAUAAUAAUAAUAAUAAUAAUAACAAUAAUAAAUAUAAUAAAAACCUUUGAAGCAAAAAGAGGAAUCUGAAAAUCAUUAGGAUUCAUAUUAAGAAUAUUAAUUUGAUGAUAAUGAAGAUUGGAAUGAUGAACCUCCAAAAUAAUCCAAGAUUGCAACUUCUUAUUUUGGGUUAAAAAAAGAAAAAGAUGCAAAAGAUAAAAAAUAAGAGAAACCUUAACCAUAAGAAUCAGAAGAGGAAAUUGUUAGAAAAUAUGUCUAAGAAAAGAUCGAUAAUUUAAAUACUGAAAUUGCUAAAUUUAAAAGUGAAAAUGAAAAAGUAAAGAAAGCUAAAGUGAAAUGUGAAGAUUAAUUGAAAUAAUUAUAAAGAGAGAGGGAAGAGUGGGAAAAAUAAAAAGAAAUAGAAAAACAUGAAUUAGAAGAAUGGAAGGAAGAAGAGAAAAAGAAAAUGUUAAGAGAAAAAAGAGUAUAAGAAAGACAAUAAAAAACUAUUUAAAAUUUACCAAAUAGAAAAGAGAGAGAAGAAAUAGAAUUAUUAAAAUAAUAAGUUCAAAAACUAACAGAAGAAUAAAAAUAAAAAGAUCAAAAGAAUAAGCUAUCCUAUGAUAGAUUAAAGAAAUAAAAUGAAGAGUUAGUAUAAAGAAAUUAAGAAUUGUAGGCUGAGGUAAAAGCAUUAGAACUUAGAAUUCUAGAAUAAAAGAGGCCAAAUUCUUAAGCAACUAUUUAAUAAAGUAAAUCCUAGUAAAUAUAAUUGAAAUCUAAUGUUUCUGGACUUUCUUAAAAGAAAGAAGUUCCUUAAUAAAAGAAUAGAAGAUAAAGCCCUAGUAGUUUUGCAGAGGAAUAAUAAAUAAAACACAAACAAUCGAUAUAGGAAUAUAGGAAAUAAGAUUCAGAUUUAGAAGAUGAAAAUGAUUAUGAUAAUGAUGAAGAAUAAUAAAAUGAAGACCUAAGUGAUGAUAGUUAAGAAGAUAAUGAUAAUAGAAGAGAAUAAUAAAAAAGAAACCUCUAAUAAUAAAAUUGUAAAAAAUAUGAUUUAGUUCAAAUGUAGGAUGAAGGUAUCCCAUUUACAAUAAAAAAUAUUAAUAGUUUGAUUUCUGAAUAGGAAUUUAACUAUGAUCAAAAUCGUUUUUAUUAGGUUUAUAAAAAGAAUAAAGAUGUUCCUUCAAAAAUUAUUAAUUAAAAUGUUGGACCUGAUGGUAAAAUAUCUAGACAAUAUUCUAAUGGUAAAAAAGAGGUAGUUUUUCAUAAUGGAGUUAAAAGGGAAGUACUUCCUGAUGGAUAUGUUAUUGUUCACUUCACUAAUAAAGAUGUUAAAUAAACUUUACCUAAUGGAACAGUAAUAUAUUAUUUUGCUGAUGCAAGUACAACUCAAAUUACAAUUGCAAAUGGACCAAAUGUAUUAUAUUUAAAAUAGAUUUUUAGAUUUAUCGUUUUUCUAAUUAAUAGAUCGAGAUACAUUUUAAUGAUGGAACAAAGGAAAUUCGAUUUGGAGAUGGAACUGAAAAAUACAUAAAUGCUAGUGGUGAAGAGUAGACUUUUUUCAGUGAUGGGAUAAUAUAAAAAAUUAAUAGUUAAAAAGUAAAGUAAAUUGAAUAUCCAAAUGGAAAUGUAGAUAUAGUUUAUCCUGAUGGUCAGAUAUAGAGAUAAUUUAAGAAUUGAUU
Molecule: messenger RNA, 3494 nt
Organism: Paramecium pentaurelia
Lineage: Eukaryota; Ciliophora; Oligohymenophorea; Peniculida; Parameciidae
Source: the annotation of a GenBank genome assembly